Molecule: messenger RNA, 621 nt
Organism: Hirsutella rhossiliensis
Lineage: Eukaryota; Fungi; Ascomycota; Sordariomycetes; Hypocreales; Ophiocordycipitaceae
Product: deaminase domain-containing protein
Exons: 2
Coding region: 1-621 (206 amino acids)
Source: RefSeq, a predicted model, not a curated record
AUGCAGACUGUCCUCGUCAGCCUGCCUCAGUAUGCCUUCAGAGGAGCACCAACGGAACGGCCAUAUUCAACACUUUCAUCCGUUCUUGCACGACUGAAUAUGAAGAGGCAGCACCGAAGGGGCUUUGGUCAGAUCUGGCGCUUGUUUGGCAUCAGUGAGCUGGAAGCUAGCGAUCGGUUCGCCAAACAGAGGGAUAAAACAAUGUCGGAAGCAAAGAUCCACGCCGAGAUACAAGUCAUCUUCUACAUCGAAACUAUAGGCCCCCAGCCCCUCCCUCGAGUCAUUUGUUCCAGUAAAGAUGCUUGCUUUCUAUGCAAUGCUUUCAUCGCCAUGCAUGGGAAGUUCCACACACCACGACACCAUGGUAGACUCUAUCCUGGCUGGCGGUUGCCACAUUUUCCUCAGCCGAGCGACCUGGAGCGACGCUUUAUCCAGAUGCUGGAUAAUCACGCCAAAGACAAGUACGAUCUUAACAUUGCCGAUAUCGAAUUCAACGCUGAGCAGCUUGAACGGCGGGAGCGGUAUUGCGCAGGUGCGCAAUGGCGUGUGCCCAAUGAGCAGCUUCGAGUCUCGAGCAUCGGACAAGUUGAUCACUGCACCCCAAGAGCAGACGCCCGCUGA